Messenger RNA from Microthlaspi erraticum, 1989 nucleotides. The record is from the annotation of a GenBank genome assembly. Lineage: Eukaryota; Viridiplantae; Streptophyta; Magnoliopsida; Brassicales; Brassicaceae.
AUGCCUGCUCUAGCUAUUGUUGAUACUCCCGUCGUCGAUGUCUUUCCCGACACAUUCAUUCCGGCGUCGCCAAUUUCCGCCACUGCUGUUGACGGCUCCUGCCAUUGGUCUACGUCGCUCUCCACUGAGCUUUACCGAAUCGACGAUUGGGGAGCUCCGUAUUUUACCGCGAACUCCUCCGGCAACAUCUCCGUUCGUCCUCACGGCUCAAACACGUUGUCUCACCAGGAUAUCGAUCUGAUGAAGGUGGUUAAGGAGGUGACGGAUCCGAAAUCCUCCGGUGGUCUCGGUUUGCAGCUUCCUCUCAUCAUCCGGUUCCCUGACGUUCUGAAGAAUCGGCUGAAGUGUCUUCAAUCGGCGUUUGAUUUGGCGAUCGUUAAUAAAAGCUACGAUUCCCAUUACCAAGGUGUGUAUCCGGUGAAAUGUAACCAGGAUCGAUCCAUCGUCGAGGAUAUCGUCGAAUUCGGAUUGAAAUCUCGGUUUGGAUUGGAAGCUGGUUCGAAGCCUGAGAUCCUUCUCGCUAUGAGCUGUUUAUGCAGAGGUAACCGUGAAGCCUUUCUCGUCUGCAAUGGCUUCAAAGACGCCGAGUAUAUCUCAUUGGCUCUGCUUGGGAAGAAACUUGAAUUGAACACUGUGAUUGUUCUUGAGCAAGAAGAAGAGCUUGAUUUGGUUAUCAAAUUGAGCAAGAAGAUGAACGUGAGGCCUGUGAUUGGGUUACGAGCCAAGCUGAGAACGAAGCAUUCAGGUCAUUUCGGCUCUACUUCCGGUGAGAAAGGCAAGUUUGGAUUGACCGCGAUCCAGAUCGUUCGUGUGGUUCGUAAGCUUGACCAAUUCGGUAUGCUCGAUUGUCUCGAGCUCCUUCAUUUCCACAUCGGUUCGCAGAUUCCUUCAACGACUUUGCUCUCCGACGGUGUCACUGAGGCUGCGCAGCUUUACUGUGAGCUUUUCCGUCUCGGUGCUAGUGAAAUGAAAAUUAUUGACAUCGGUGGUGGGUUAGGGAUUGAUUACGACGGGUCUAAAUCUGGUGAGUCGGAUCUCUCUGUUUCCUACAGUCUCGAGGAGUAUGCUGCAGCGGUUGUGGAGUCCGUUAUGCUUGUUUGUGAUCAGAAAUCUGUGAAGCAUCCGGUGAUAUGCAGCGAGAGUGGUAGAGCCAUCAUCUCUCAUCACUCUGUUUUGAUCUUUGAAGCUGUCUCAGCUAAUCAACAGCAUGAAACCCCAAGCGAUAUUGAGUUCUUGCUUGACGAUUACUCAGAGGAAGCUCGAGGUGAUUACGAGAAGCUUUAUGCUGCUGCGAAGCAUGGUGAUCACGAAAGCUGCUUGCUUUAUGUUGAUCAGCUGAAACAGAGAUGUGUGCAAGAGUUUAAACAAGGUUCUUUGAGCAUUGACCAGUUGGCUGGUGUUGAUGGGUUAUGCGGGUGGGUGGUUAAGGCGAUUGGUGGAUCGGAUCCGGUUCUUACUUACAAUGUCAAUCUGUCUGUUUUCACUUCGAUUCCUGAUUUCUGGGGGAUUGAUCAGUUGUUUCCUAUAGUUCCGAUCCAUAGGCUUGACCAGAGGCCUGUGGCGAGAGGGAUCUUGUAUGAUUUGACUUGUGACAGCGAUGGAAAGAUCGAUAAGUUCAUAGGCGGAGAGUCGAGCUUGCCACUGCACGAACUGGACAACGAAGGGAGAUACUAUUUGGGAAUGUUUCUAGGCGGGGCUUAUGAGGAGGCUCUAGGUGGACUCCACAAUUUGUUCGGUGGACCAAGCGUGGUUCGUGUUUUGCAGACUGAUGGACCGCUUGGAUUCGAAGUGGACCGUGCUGUGAUGGGCCAAUCCUCUGCGGAUGUUCUUAGAGCGAUGCAGCACGAGCCUGAGCUCAUGAUUCAGACGCUUAGAGACCGAGCCGAAGAGGCUGGUGGUGGUGAUGAGGAAAAUGGGGCACUAGUUGCAUCAUGUCUUGAUCAUUCAUUCAACAACAUGCCUUAUCUUAACAAGGAAAUGUCUGAGUAA